AUGGAUUACAUCCCGCCCCGGGUCAAGCUGAGUGACGACACCUUUGUCUUCCUGGAUGGUAAGUGGGUGAACGAAACCUACAUUCAAUCGGCGUUCUCUCCCUCUCCGGAAAGUCUCCAGAAACACGCUGGCAAGAAGAUCCGUAGCGACUGGACUCUCUGGGAGGAGAACAAAGCCCUCUGGGAAGAGAACAAAGCCCUGCGGGUGGAGAAUCGGGCCCUCCGGGAAGAGAAUAAGGCUCUGCAGUGCUUGCGGAUGGAGAACAAGGGCAUCCAGGUCAUCUAUGAUGAGAGCCUCCAGCAAGUGCUGAAGCAAGAGAAUAAGCCUCUAGUUGAAAGCCUUCCAACAUUAGGGCUCCAGAACGCCAAAGAAAACAAAGCCCUUCAAGUUCUCCGAGACGAGAACAAAGCCCUCCAGGUCUUUCGGGAAAACAAUGUCGCUUUGACGUUCUUCCCGGAAAACAUCUUCCCCGACAAGAAGAAACCUAUCCCAGUCCUCCAGAAGGAAAAACUCACUGUCCAGAUAUUAGGGAAGGAAGAGCCUGCCGUCGCCGAAACCAGCAAGGUUGUUGCUGCGGCCCAAGAAAUCAGCGCCAAAGCUACCCUGUCCCAGGUGGUUAAAGCUGUCCCAGAAAUUCAGGAGGAAAGCAGAGCUUUGCCAGUCCUGGAAAGGACCAAAACUCCCCUGACCCUGCCAGAGGAGAACGAGGCUGUCCUGACAGUCCAGAAGCUGAACCAAGUUGUGCUGUCCCUGCUGAGAGAGAACCAGGCCCUCCUGGAGGAGAAACAGGCCCUCCACAGCCUCCAGGGAGGGAACAAAAUGCUCUGGGAAGAGAACAAUAAACUGAAGCUGCAGCACGGCGCCAUCAAAGUGGCCAUCCACAAGAUUGUGGCUCAGCUAGAAAUCCUGCAGCAGGAGCUGAACGCCUUUGCCUUCCCACCCGAGGCGGAGAGCGAGGCACAGAAGCCAGAGAGUUGCUGA
Messenger RNA from Euleptes europaea (tarantolino), 981 nucleotides. RefSeq names its product chibby family member 2 (gene CBY2). NCBI's taxonomy places the organism in Eukaryota, Metazoa, Chordata, Lepidosauria, Squamata, Sphaerodactylidae. The coding region runs from base 1 to 981 and encodes 326 amino acids. The record is from RefSeq and is a predicted model, not a curated record. The transcript has a single exon.